AUGUACAGACCGAGAGGUUUUGACAGAAGAGAAUGUCCUGAGCCACCACAUUUACUUUUACAACAGAACAGGUUCCAGAUAUUGAAUGCUCAGAAUCAACAGAAUUGUACUACUCCACUGCUGUAUAAACAGACUGGAAAUACUAACAUGGACCUAGGUCAAGGCCACAGUACCAAUAUUAAUAUAAUGCAGAACCAAGGUCAAGGAUGCAGUGCAAGUGCACAGAUUAUUAGAUGUCGUAGGAUGCUUUGUCAGACUCAGGAAUUCUAUUAUAUGUUUCCAUCCCCUCGGAGAUCAUCCAUUAGUAAUCAUCCUAGUGGCUUUAGAACAAUGGCUCAAAGAAGACUUAUGCAUCAAAGACUUGACUCAAGUAGCACUGGAAAUUCUAAUCAACAUGUCAUGAUUGAUAAUGAGGAGAAUUAUGAAAACUAUAUGCAAAAUAACAUGUUGCCUAGGAACACAAUAAAUAAUCGACAGGCCAAUUCAUUCAAAGACAACAAUGUCGUGUGUGGGAAGCAGCAACUUGUACAAGAGUUUGAAUGUAAUGAUAGGUUAAACAAUCAAGGCAUGAAUGAAAGUAUUGGACAAGAACUGCAGGCAAGACAGACCAUGUCCCAGUCUCGUGUGGCUCUGUCUGAUUUCAUCAACAAUAAUUCUAUAGAAAAUGAUCAAAGUUUUAAUGGCUUAGAUGAUCAUUCCUACAGUCGUAAGAACGCAGACAAUUUUUCAUAUGAAGAUGAGAAUCAUGUUAAUGCAGCAUAUUACACAAACUGUCAAAGAGAUUGCUCUGCUGAAAGACUGAAAGUUCUACAAACAAAUCAUUCCUAUCCAUGUGAAGAUCAAAGAUUUCAAAAUUCAAAUGUAUGCCCUUAUCAGAGGAAUCCAUAUGUUAAUACAUUGAGAAUAGCCAGAAAUUCUAAUAGCAAUCACAUUGUUAAUACAGAUAGGUCAGAAAAACAGUCGUCAUGGAAUCAUGAUGUAGAAUCCAAACUGGUCAACCAACAUCUGAAGGCUAAAAUUGAACAACAUUCAUCAUUGAAUCGUGAGGUAAAGUCCAAAUUGGUCAAAGAGUCUACAUUGUUACAGUUAGCACUAAAAGAUAUUAUAGACAGGGAAAAAGAAAGUGAGAAAGUUCAAAUCGAGUCUGCCAAAAAUAAAAAGAAUUUUAGAAUUGAAGGCUCUGCAAUUACUGAAGUUCAAGAAUCUGACAAAAAAUUACAGACAAUUAAUAAAAGUAAACAAUUUGGAAGUGUUACUGAUAAAACUGAAUCAAAUAUAAAAUGCCAUACCAGUUCAGCUGGUAAAACUGUUCAAUGUAUGAAUGCAAAUAAAAGAAAUAUUCCUGAAAAAGAACCAUUAGAGAAAAAGAACUUCCCUAGUUCAUCCAAUGUUCCAACUGUAGAACGCAAAAUUCUUGUAGAAAAUGCUAAACUUGUUACUAGGAAAGCAAUAGAAAUUGAAAACAUAAAAAAAGCAACUGUUCAGCAGCAGGUUAAUGUAAAGUCCUCAUCAGAAUGUUCAAGUGAAGUUAAAGUUAGGACUCAAACAGAACAAAGUGCAGAGGCAUCUUAUAAUCUGGCUUUAGAACAAUGGCAAAAACAGAAUUUGUGUAAAACUAAAACCUCUGAUUCACAGAAAACAAAUACUGACGAUCCAUACCUCCAGGCACAUCAACAAUUGAAAACACUGAAUUCUGGCAGAAGCAUAAAUAUCCACUCCUCAAAUUCAAAGAAUUGUGAUCCACGCCUUGAGGCACAAAAACAGAAUUUGUGUAAAUCUAAAACCUCUGAUUCACAGCUAACAAAUACUGGUGAUCCAUUCCUGCAGGCACACCAACAAUUGAAAUCACAGAAUUUUGGCAGAAGCAUAAAUAUCCACGCCUCAAAUACAAAGAAUCGUGAUCCACGCCUUGAGGCACGUAAACAGAAUUCUACCAUAAGUAAUGACUCACUAAAUGCAAACAGCUUUGAUCAAAAUACUGAAAUAUGUACAGCAAAUGACCAUAGUUACUCCCAAAGCACACCUCUGCUUCGUGAUAGAAAGAAUGUGGAUUGUAAUCUAAGUCUUGAUAAGUUACAAAGUAUUAACCCAGAAUGUCCAACAAAAAAUCCAUGUGCAGAAAAUAAAAGAAGUUCUGAGAACUCAAGGUUAGACAGAAAAGAGGUAUCCUCAAAGGAUACAGGAUUUAUACAGGCUCUUGUAGAUGUUGUUAAAGUUAUGUUUGACCUUAGGAGAAAUAAACACUUUGAGGAAAAGAUCAUUCCAGAAGCUGGGAACCAAAUUGAUAAAGCGAGCAAGGAUGACAACAAACUUGCAGGACAAAAGUUGAACAAAACCAUUUCAGCAAACCAGGAUGAUUACAAACUUGUUAGACAAUCAGGGAACCAGCCUAAUAAAGUAAGCAAAAUUGAGCACAAGCAUGUCAGAAAAACGGAGAAUCAGCAGAUUAAACCAAACAAAUCUGAGAGCAAACAGGUUGACGAGACAAGGAACCAUGCCAAAUCAAUCGACACCAACAAAGAAAAUUCCCAAAAUGGAAGAGAAGAUAAAGACAUAAACUGUCAAGGAAGUUCAAACUUUUCAAAAUCAAAGACAAGUCCUGUUCUGAGUAAAACUGUAAAAAAUACAAAAGUAACAAAUGAAAAGCUUGCCUCUCUUGAAACAACGAAGUCCAAUGAUAAACCUUUGUCGUGCAAUUCAAUUGCUAAUGAUAGAAAUAUUUUUACGUGUGUAUUUGAAACUGGCAGCAUGAAAAAGAGGACUAGGUGUGUUGAUAGUGAUUUCAUUGAAAACGAUAAUCUCAUGGAUAAAAAUAAAUACCUGGAUGAACACAGGAAAAAAUCUGACUUGCUUGAAAAAUCUUACUCCUCUCAGACUCCAGGCAAAUUAAAUGAAGAAUCUAAGUCACUUCAUACUGACAAAAUUACUGAAAGAUCUGACUCUUUUCAUACUCAGGAGAGGCUGAAUGAUAAAUAUCCAUCAGUCACCAGCAUCAAUGUGGAAAAGCAAAUCCAACGUCUAGAAGAGUUUAAGGCUUGUUCAAAAGACAUGUUAGCUCAACAAAAAUCACAAUUGAUAGUUGACCAAUGUGAUAAACUGGAUAAUGAAACUAGUUUUUCCGAUAAAGGAUGUCAUAAACAAGGAAAAACAAUCACAAAUUCUGGUGAAUAUUGUCUUCUUUCCAGUACAGAAAAUUCUGAAGAUGAAUAUUUGCCAGAAAAGAAAGCUGGAGAGUCUGUUAAAGAAAAACAUGAAGAUGGACAGAAGAAAUUUGAAGCUCAAUGUUUAAUUUCACAAGGGGACACUUCACAGAAUAAUUCAGCUUCAAGUAACAAGGAUACAAGUUGUUACAGGAAAGGUUCCAACAAUAUAUCUGAUAGAACAGGUCUAGAAGGUAAAAUCACUUGUAAGACCCCAUCACCUAAAAAAAAGUCAACAAAAGUUCAAUCCACUGGUAAAGAUUUCAGUUUCUUAGAACUAGGAUAUUGUCCUCUGGCUUUACCUCUUGGUUGCUAUGCCUACGAAGAUGAUGCAGACAAAGAUGAGAACAACAACAACUCUCCCAAAAGACUAGAAAAUGAGCCUGACAUUGUUGCCACAAAUAAACACAUGAGAAAGCUUUGUGAUGAGAAAUACAAUCAUGACAAUACUGAGAUUCUAAGACCAUGGGUUAUAAGAUAUCUGGAUGAAAUCUCAAAACCAACAAUUCGCGAAGAAUUUUUAGACAAGAUGGACUUGGAAUUAAAUGAGAACAAAGCUAACCAUCAUGAUAUAUUGCAAGCUUCUAUAGCUUCUCCUGAAAACGAUUACAGCGAAGAAGACGAUAUAGAAACUGAUCACAGGGAAUCACCACUGAUUAUUCCAUUGGACAGUCACUAUGCGAAAGAUAUUAUGAAACCUCAUCAGAUAAAAUCAACACUGGCUAUUUCAUUGGACGAUACACUGUCAGAUUUAAAUUCCAUUCCAGUUUCUGAUGAAGAAUGUGAUUGGUCAUUGGGGGAGUUUGAAAAGUCUGAAGAUGAUAGCAGUAAGGACAACUACAGUGAUAGGGUACCAGGCAGCUACAGUGAUGCGGUACCAGGAGAAAGUGACCAAAAUGAGGAUAAUACAGACAGUGCUGUGGGCAAGUCCACUUAUUCAAAGAAAAGUUUACAAAGUGAGUCUAAUCCUGAAAGUAGUGGAAAUAUUCAGGAUGUUAAUAUUACUGAUCACAAUUUGAUUGACAGGUCAAGUACAGAAGUGACUAAAUACACAAAGAAUGAAAACCGGGAACAUUUAUUACAAAGAGAAACUCCUCUUAUGAAAGAUAACUCUGUAGACAAUCAAGCCACAAAUUCUAAAACGGAUAGUUCAGUAAGUUGUAAGAUCCAAAGCAAUGAAAAUGUAUUACAGCAAAAAGAAGCAAACUUUCAUCAGGAAACUGAUAAUAAGAAGGAAAAAUAUCAAAGAAAAGAUAUGAUAUCAAAUAUUGAGACUAAAUCAGAUAAUUUAGAAAAAGUUGAAGGCAUGGGAGAUAACUUGAUAUCAACUCAAGGAACAACAAAAUUGUCUAGUUUAUUGAAAAACAAAGUGAUAGAUUCUGCUAGUAGUUCUGCUCUGUCAACUAAGAAAACGAGAAUCAAUAAACGUUUUUCUCCAACAGAAAAUCAACUGUUCCAGGAAGCAAUGAACUUUUUAUGUAGUGGAAAAAUUAAAGAUAAUAAUGAGAAAAUUAUAGAUUGUUUCUCAAAUUCUUCAAUACGAACCAGGCAAAAGUCUUCUAACAUGGGUAAAGAUGUUGAACAAGGGGAGGCUAGAAAGAAAAAGCAAGAGAAACCAAGUUCUGUUGAAAAAGAUAUUGUACAUGCAACCAAUGUGAAGAAGAAGAGAUAUUGCAAGCCUUCGAAGGUCAAAGAAUUAAAAGAGAAACAAAAAAUAAUUUUGGACAAUUUAAAGUCACAAAAAGAAAUUAUCAGUUUAGAGAAAGAGCAGGAAGAAAAUGAUGAAAAUUGUGAUAGUAUUGAUGAAACAAAAGAUCAUUUUGAGCCAAAGACAAAAAAUACAGAAUUGGAUAAAAAAGUAAACAAUGGUUCUAAAGACAGAAAAAUUUUGGUAGAAGAUAUUGAAAAACAGGAAGAAGAAAAGUUUGAUUACUCUUUUGUUGAAAUGCCAGUUAGUGAACAGUCAAAAUGUUCUUUGAAAAGACCUGAAAUUUCUAUGGAAGUGUUAUCAAGCAAACAGAAAGAACUUUCAUCAGGAGUUUAUAAACAGAAAGACCUCCCACUAAAAAGACCAGACAUAUCUCCAGAGGAAUCAGAAGCAUUGACAGGCCUUUUAACUUUAGGAGAAGGUCAUAAGAGUGUAGAGACCCAGACAUUGUACAACACAGACUUGGCAGUUUCUUCUGAAAACGGGACUAUACUGAACAGCUCAUGUGAGUUUAAAUCUGACAAUACUAACCACAGCAGUGGUGAAAUCAUACAGACCAGUGAACUAGAAAAUAAAAUUGACCAACGCAUAAGUAAUUUAUUGGAAGAUGUUAGAGAUAAAAUGUUAAAUGAUGAUAAAAGUGGAAAGAAUGGACAAGUUAAAGGAAAAAACAAACAGAGGGAAAAUGUUCAAUAUGAUAAAAAAGGCAAGCAAGAACCAAAUCUUGAAGGUGAUGAAAAUGACAAGCAAGAACCAAAUCUUGAAGAUGAUAAAAAAGAAAAGCAAGAACCAAAUCUCGAAAAUGAUCAAAAGGAAAAGCAAGAACCAAAUCUUGAAGAUGAUAAAAAGGAAAAACAAGAACCAAAUUUUGAAGGUGAUAAAAAGAACAAGCAAGAACCAAGCCUUGCAGAUGUUAAAAAGGACAAACAAGAACGAUAUCUUGAGGGUGAUAAACAGGGCAAGCAAGAGCAAAAUCUUGAAGGUGAUCAAAAGGACAAGUGUGAACAAAUUCAUGAAAGGCACGAAAAAGACAAGCAUGAAGAAAAUCUUAAAAGUAAUAAGCAAGAACAAAAUCUCCAAAGCAGUAAAAAAGAAGAACACAUUAAUCAUCCUAUGCCAAUUCUUAUUGCAGCAGCUACUGAAAAUGACAGAUCUGUUCCUAUUGAUACCACUGUGCAGCAGAGUGAAUCAACAGGGGGACAGACAGUUACAGCUUCAAAUGAUACCCCAAGUCCUCUUUCUUAUGAAUAUCUAGAACAUAGCGAUAGUGAUACAAUACCAUUGGUAGAAAAACCAGUUGUUGAAGAAAAAACUCCAGGAAAAUGGCUUAUUCCAAUUUUAGAACGACUGAAUAUUGACAUUUCUAAAGGACGACUCAUUGUUACAAAGACUGCACAGAAACUUUGUAUUAAGACAGGGACAUUGAUUAAAUCUACAUGUUCAUAUUCCAGUCAAGCCUCAUCUGUUCAAGAUAAAGAUAGGAAUAUAAAUAAUUGUGAAAUUGAUAUGAGUGCAGAUGGAGACAAGUCUGGUCACCAUGGCAAUGAUAGGCAAAAUUAUGAUGAUGAGCUGGACAUUGAAAAUGUAAAUAGUUCAAUAACAAGAAGAAGAGAAGUUAGGACAUCGAAGGGAAAAGCACAGUAG
Messenger RNA from Mytilus californianus (California mussel), 6552 nucleotides. RefSeq names its product reticulocyte-binding protein homolog 2a-like. Bases 1 to 6552 code for a protein of 2183 amino acids. The transcript has 2 exons. Lineage: Eukaryota; Metazoa; Mollusca; Bivalvia; Mytilida; Mytilidae. The record is from RefSeq and is a predicted model, not a curated record.